Molecule: messenger RNA, 2127 nt
Organism: Postia placenta MAD-698-R-SB12
Lineage: Eukaryota; Fungi; Basidiomycota; Agaricomycetes; Polyporales; Adustoporiaceae
Exons: 11
Coding region: 1-2127 (708 amino acids)
Biological process (GO): metal ion transport; transmembrane transport
Cellular component (GO): membrane
Molecular function (GO): hydrolase activity; metal ion transmembrane transporter activity
Source: RefSeq, a predicted model, not a curated record
AUGUCUUUUUCUCUUAGCCUCAGCUCCCUCCUUCUCAUCUUUCUCGUUGAAUAUAUCUCGACGUCCUUCGUUGACCGCCUCCAGUCUUACUCCUCUCCUGUUCCAUCCCCUUCGUCCACCCCCUCGCGUUGCUCCUCGCCUAUACCACCGUAUUCUUCCGCGCUCGUCACAGGGCAAGCGCCCAUAACGUCGCCCGCACAGCUUCCCUCGCCAGUAUCCUCUUCAUCCGUGGAGCGAGAGGAUUUUGCGGUUAGCCACACGGCAGAUGCGCCCCUCCCCCUCGCGCCGCCUGAGUCUGCUGCAGAAGUCAAUGAUUCACUCUCUACCUCGUCCUCUACCUCGUCUUCCUCGUCUUCCUCCUCCUCUGACGCGCACGAGCGCACGCCCCUCCGCGCGCCCUCCCAUGCACAUGCACAUCCGCACCCGGACGGGACAUAUGGCUCGACGCGCCCGGCAGCGCGGAAUCAUGCAGCAUAUGCUCAUCCGUUCCCGCGCUCUACUCGCCGCCCGCGUCGCGCCAGUGAUCCCAGUCAGGGCCCGUCAGGGGUCGGGGUUGCAGUCGCGGAGAUAUUUGCGGGCGGGCACCACCGGCAUGAGGCGCGCGGGGCGCAUGCGUCGCAUCAUGGAGGCGGGAAGGGCGCGGCUUGGCGAUGGUUGUUUGGGCUUGGAGCAGGCGAGCCGAGUGUGCGCCCCGUCCUGGAGGACGGCGAGGUGGGAGUCGAGAGACAUGUGAGGAACGAGCAUUCGGGACAUAUGGAGGCAUGGGGAUCGGGGGAACAUGUAGGCGGCGAAGAGCUGAACGAGACGGAGAUGCAGGUUGGGCGGAGGAGGCAGAUCAUUGGCAUCUUAAUGCUUGAGAUUGGUAUUAUGCUGCACUCUCUCGUGAUUGGCCUCACCCUCGCGAUAACUUCUGGUCCUGAGUACACGUCGCUUGCAACCGCCAUCAUGUUCCACCAACUGUUUGAGGGUCUUUCCCUCGGCAUUCGUAUCGCGACGUUGUCAGCAGUUUCAAACGCAAAAGAGAAGAUCACACUCAUCCGCGGCCUGAUGUCUGCGCUAUCUGCCGGCAUGCUCAUCUACGCUGCAUGCGUGGAAAUGCUUGCGGGAGACUUUGUGCUGGACCCCCAUUUGUGGCGUACCAGCGUGCGGCGGCAAGCGCUAGCACUUGGGAGUCUGCUUCUGGGAGUGGUCGCAAUGGGUGCUGUUGGCACCGGUUUGCAAGAAUCUUGGGAGAGUAAACAAUACAAGCAGCCCUUCUCUGGGAGUACUAUCUUUUCCUUUUGGUUCUCACGUAUCGUCGAAGGCGGUCUCAUGCCGGCGUACCUCAAUUACUGCAUGAGUGACAGAAUGCAGACUGCCGUCGGGAAAAAGGCACCUGUGCUGUUCUAUGUCUACGGCGGGGGAUUCAUCAUGGGCUCUCGUGUUUCUCCGCCACCCUAUGAUCUGUCUUUCACCAAUUUAGGCGCUUUCUUUGCCUAUGCAGGUAUUAUUGCGGUCAUCCCGGACUAUCGUCUUGUACCCGAGGUCAAGCACCCCCAGGGCGUUGAAGACGUCCGCGACGCUAUCGCGUGGACUGUAGAUCACGCCUCCGAGAUCUUCGUACAAGAGGGGUCGAGCGUGCAGCCAGAUCUUGAUCGCGUCUUCGUCUUAGGUCACUCGGCGGGUGCGAUCCACGCGGCAACGUUGGUUCUGCUCCCGGGACUGUUGCACCCUGGGCUUCGACAGCGAAUACGAGGCGUUAUUCUUCAGUGUGGACAGUAUGACCUGAGCCCUCCGCGCCCCGGGCAGGAACAAGCCGUCAUGGAGAAAUAUUAUGGGACCGCGGAGGUAAUGCGGGUUGGUUCACCCAGGUUCCUGCUCGAGCAGGCCGCCGCUUCCUCGAGCAGCACCCUAACGGUCUUCCCGAAAGUAUUGGUUACUCAUGGCGAGUGGGAGCCAAGCGACGUCAUUCAGCAAAGUGAACAGUUUGCUCUUGCUUUGAGGGAGAAGCUGGGAGAUGGCGGGGAGAUUGAGCUUAGGGACCUGUCGAAAACGCAAAGCCCACCAUCCGCGUUCUUCGCGUUCACGUUCCGUGGUAUCAACAUUGACAUGCUCAACAUCGUCGCCGCCAUCGUCGAGUUGCAUUGA